This is a messenger RNA of Cheilinus undulatus (humphead wrasse), 1696 nucleotides long. RefSeq names its product EGF-like-domain, multiple 7 (gene egfl7). Gene Ontology annotation, cellular component: extracellular region; cell surface. Gene Ontology annotation, molecular function: calcium ion binding; signaling receptor binding. The transcript is spliced from 9 exons. The record is from RefSeq and is a predicted model, not a curated record. NCBI's taxonomy places the organism in Eukaryota, Metazoa, Chordata, Actinopteri, Labriformes, Labridae. Gene Ontology annotation, biological process: anatomical structure development. The coding region runs from base 385 to 1248 and encodes 287 amino acids.
GCCCGCAGACAUUUCAUUUGUGGACGGGCGACUCACUGGGAGCACCUCGAAUCAGCCGCGAGGUUUUUAUUUGAGAGCAUCAAACCCCGAGCUUUAAAAGAAACCAGCACCAUGAAGGAGUCCUCUUAUCCACCGGUGAGGCGGCUCGUGCCCAUGGCCGCCGCUCAGCCUGCGCGCGCACACGUACCUGGUGACCCCAUGCAGCGAGGGUAGCCGGAGCCGUCCUCCUGUAGGAGAACACAAACAUUCAGCGUGAGGAGACUUUGGCUGAGAUCCACCAAACUCCCCCACCCCUCCCUCCUCCUCCUCCCCCUUCAUCCUCCUUUCCUCCCCCCUCCUCCUGGCGCUGAGAGAGCAAGGAAACGUGGGAAAAAGAGGAAGACGAUGUACCAAACGCUGCUCCUCUCCUCCUCCCUCUUCAUCCUUCACGUGAUGGGCACCACGACGUUCUUCGCUCACCACGGGAGGAGGGUGUGCGGCCGAGACCUUCGUCACAGCGUUGUCAUGGCAACAGAGUCAUACGUCCAGCCGGUGCACAAGCCCUACAUCACCCUGUGUCAGGGGCAUCGACUGUGCAGCACGUACAAGACCGUGUACUCGGUGGCGUACAGGCAGGUGAGCAGAGCAGCACCUUCAUCACAAUACUACCCAGAAUGCUGCCCAGGAUGGAGGAGGGUUCACUCACACAACUGCAACCAAGCUCUGUGUGGACAGCCCUGUGUGAACGGAGGAACCUGCUUAAGACCAAACCAGUGUGCAUGCCCGUUAGGCUGGAUGGGACGCCAGUGUCAAACAGAUGUCGAUGAGUGCAGCGAGCAGCAUCCGUGCACCCAGGAGUGUGUGAACACAGCCGGCAGCUAUCAGUGUACGUGCAGAGAUGGCUUCAAACUCAUGGGAGACGGCCGUUCCUGUCGAAGCCUUCCUCCUCCUCCUCUUCCUCCUACAUCCACUCCCAGUCAGACGCCAGUGGGUGGCCACACGGAUGCGGGUGGAGGGUUUAACCUCGCUGAGAACGUGACGGAGGAAGUGCAGAGCCUGAGGAAUAGAGUGGAGCUCCUGGAAAAGAAGUUACAGUUGGUGUUGGCCCCCUUCAGCAGCUACUUCCCCCUGUCGCUGGACGAGGGUCUGUCAGAGAAAACCACCCUACUGUCACACUCUUUCCAGCAGCUGGACCGCAUCGACUCCCUCAGCGAGCAGAUCGGCUUCCUGGAAGAGCGCCUCGGCACAUGUUCCUGCCAGGAGAAUUAGCCACCGUUCAUCUCCAGAGAAGCUCCUAAUGAUCCAAACCUGCCAGAAAUCGUACACAUCAAGAUGGAUGGGCGGCAGAAAAACUGCCUCACUUCUCGAUCAGCCGUGUAGCAAUCAUCUCACAAAUCAUUUGUUAUUUUCUCUCCCCCCCGGCGGCUCUAUCUUCCUUUCUUUUUGAAUUAAUGUCAGAUUCUUGAUUUUGUAACACUACCUGUGGCAGGGUUGGUUUCAGUUUGACAUCAUCCCUGUAACAUCUGAAUCAAACCUCCAAAAGAGUCAAAAGUCAAAUAAUUGUCCACUUUGUUUUCAAUCAGUGCAGCUGUGUCAUCUGUCCUGAGGCAGAAACUGACAUCUGUAUUUAUCUAUUUAUGAUUACUGAUAGGUAUUUCUCAGACCUCCAAUAGACAUUUUUACAUAGUUUUGUAACGUUUUGUAAUAAAAGUCUUAA